This is a messenger RNA of Drosophila miranda, 10536 nucleotides long. RefSeq names its product mucin-2. The record is from RefSeq and is a predicted model, not a curated record. The coding region runs from base 464 to 9286 and encodes 2940 amino acids. Gene Ontology annotation, molecular function: protein binding. The transcript is spliced from 7 exons. Lineage: Eukaryota; Metazoa; Arthropoda; Insecta; Diptera; Drosophilidae.
UCUCUUUGAAUUUUAUGAAGCGGUUGUAUCUUGGUGGUGCCCCAACCAGCCAACCGAACCGAACGGCCAACAGAACCCCCAGUUGGUAGCACACCAGCAGCCACACCAGCCGCAAAAUCAGCAGCAGCAGCAGCAUCUUCUUGUAAAAUAUCUUUUGCCUUUUUACCCCAAAAGCAAGCCAACGAACAGUGGAUUAUUCCCAAUAAUUGUUAACAAUCAAAACGAAAAGUGAACAAAACACACGCAGAAAACACCGAUAAAGUGCGCGAAAUGUUGAGCAACGUGUAAAAGCCAACUAAAGGAUCUGAUAACUGUGCAAGGACUGCAAAACGAAACCCAAAGAUACAAACGCAAAGAUACAAACCGCAGUACCAGUGGCUAGUGCACACGUAGAAUCUCCGCAGAGUUCUAUACGAAAGAAUUCUUCAUUCGUGCUGUUACUUGAGUGAAAAAAGUUACAACCAUGACAAGAAGACGUUCGAGUCCGCUGGGACUCGAGGAGCUGGUGUCUCUGACGCUGGCCCUGCUGGCCAUAAUGCUGAUACCCACACAAGCCGCUCCACUGCAGGAAUACACGGAGAUCCAGCAGUACUCGGAGGGCUGCUACUACAACUAUGCGCAUUACAACGAGGGCGAUCGCAUCAUGACCAAUGAGCCGUGUCUGAACUGCACCUGCCACAACCGCAUGCUGAUGUGCUACCUGCGCGUCUGCCCCUUCACCAAGCCCAUUGGCCACGACUGCAUCGUGGAGAAGCGGGAGGAUCAGUGCUGUCCCAUCAUCACCUGCCCAGAGGUUCCGGUCGAUGUACCCUACCACACCCCCGAGCCCGGCACUGAGCUGAGCAUCCCCGAGAAGUUCGGCUGCAGCAUCGAGGAGAAGUUCUACCCGGAGGGCGCCCAGGUGCCAUCGAACCCCAACAGGCCGUGCGAGCUGUGCUACUGCAUCAACAACCAGACCAAGUGCGUGAUGCAGGAGUGCACCCUCCAUGUGGACGGAUGCCUGCCCAUCUACAACAAGGGAUCCUGCUGCCCCGUGCGCUACAGUUGCGACCACGAGAACGAGCUGGACUUCAUCGAUACGUCCACCACGACGACGACGACUACAGAGCGUCCCACCACAGGAUUCAUCCUGCCCACGACCAUGAUGCCAACCGAGUCCACCGACUGCAUGUUCAAUGAGGACAUCUACGCCGAUGGAGCCUCGAUCAAGGGCAAGGAUGCCUGCGAGCACUGCUACUGCAUGCGAGGACACAUGGUUUGCGCCGUCCAGGAUUGCAAGAUGCCGAUGAUGGCGGCCAACGGCACGUCCUGCCGGGCCAUGCCAGCAGCCGAGGGCGAGUGCUGUCCCAACAACUACAUUUGCGAGGACGACAGUGCAACCACUGAGAUUGUGGAGAUCACCACGCCGGAGAUCUCAACGUCCGCUCCCGCCAAGGACAUCCACGGCGAGAUCCCCAAGGAGGAUGUGGAUCUCCAGGAGCACAUUGACGACGAAGAAAAGGACCAGGACAAGGAGACGGCCACCGAGAUUCCCACAGCGGAAGAGGGCAGCGGUGAAGUCGAAGACGAGGAGACCACCACAAGUGCGCCAGUGCGUGCCUCGGACGAAAAGGACAAGCCCUUCACGCCCGAGAGCUCCACCGCCGGCAUUGCUUCCGACUCCAGAAUCGAUCUAUCAUCCACCUCGACUGAAGCAGCCACCGGCGCCUCAUCCACCGAAACCGCCACCGAAGCCAGCGGCGAAGUGGAGGAGGAGGAUGACAUCAUUAAGAUUGUCACCACACCAGAGCCCGAGGGAAGCGGCGAAGAGGAUGUUUCGAAGCCCACGAAGACCGUCGAGCAGGAUAGCACCGAGGAGGAGGAGAUCAUCAAGGUCACCUCUCCAGCACCAGCCAAGGCCAGUCCCGAAGAAGAUAUCGUUAAGGUCACCACCUCUGCUCCUUCCGUUACCGAUGAAGAUGUUAAGCCCACUUCUGCCGAGGAAACGAGCGAUGAAACGGAAGAUUCCAAGCCCACACCUUCUGAGGAAGGCAGUGGCGAGGAGGACCAGACUAAGGCCACACCCACUGAGGAGGGAAGCGGCGAAGAGGAUGAAGUUAGGCCUACCCCUGCUUCUGAGGAAGUCGCCGAGAGGGACGACUUCAAACCCACACCUGCUCCUGAGGAAGGCAUUAAGAAGGAAGACGCCAAGCCAACGCCAGCUCCAGCAGGAGCUUCAGAAGAUGAGGACGCCAAGCCAACACCAGAAGGAAGUGAUGAAGAUCAGGAAGCCAAGCCAACUCCAGCAGGUACCUCAGAAGAUGAGGAGGCUAAGCCCACGCCAACUCCAGAAGGAAGUGGUGAAGAUGAUGAGGAGGCUAAGCCCACGGCAACUCCAGAAGGAAGUGGUGAAGAUGAUGAAGAUGUCAAGGCUACUCCAUCUCCGGCCGGAAGCUCUGAAGAUGAGGAAGAUGUCAAGGCCACUCCUGCCCCAGUCGGAAGCUCUGAAGAUGAGGAAGAUGUCAAGGCCACUCCUGCCCCAGCCGGAAGCUCUGAAGAUGAGGAAGAUGUUAAGGCCACUCCUGCUCCAGCAGGAAGCUCUGAAGAUGAGGAAGAUGUCAAGGCCACUCCUGCUCCAGCAGGAAGCUCUGAAGAUGAGGAGGCCAAGCCCACACCUGCAGUGGUGCAUAGGGACGACGUUGAAGCUGCUAAGCCCACUGAAUCCACGGAAGAGGCAAGCGGCGAGGGAGAAGAGGAGAUCAUCAAGGGAACCACGCCAUCGGAGGAUGAGGUUGCCAAGGCAACCACUCCCGCUCCUCAGGCCGAGGGUGAGGGUGAGAAGGACAUUGAUACUGUCACGGCUACACCGCCUGCCGAGCCCACAAGCAGUGAGGACGCUGAGGACAUUGCCAGGCCCACAACUCCGUCUGCUGAUGCCUCCGAAGAGGAAGAGGUUAGCAAAGCCACCACUCCAGCCGACAAAACAUCCGCCGAAGAAGAGGAGAUUGCUGGACCAACGACUCCAGCCGACAAAACAUCCGCCGAAGAGGAGAUUGCCGGACCAACCACUCCAUCCGCGGACGUCAGUGUCAGUGCGGAGGAGGAGAUUGUCAAGGCAACCACGCCCAAGUCUGAUGUUGCCGAUGAUUCAACCGAGUUGACAGCAGAACAGGACGAGGAGCCAGUCACGGAGACAGAAGAAGGCUCCACAGCUGGCACACCGAUCUCCUCAUCCACCGAAGGAGUCCAGGCUGCUUCCGAAAAGGAUGAGCCCUCCAUUGGAACCUCCACUAGCGCACCCGCUCGUGCUGGCGAAAAGGAUGAGGCUGCCACCACUCUGCCUACUCCUGAGAGCGAUGAGAAGGUUACCGAAGGUGAUCUCGAUGCCUCCACUGAAGUUCCUGCCGAAGACGCCUUCAAGUCCGGCACAGCCAAGCCAGUUUCAGCCGAGAAGCCUGCUGAAGAGUCAUCCACGGAAACCGAGGAAGCCGAAAUCGAGGCAUCGACCAGCACACCACUUCACAAACAAGAUCAGCCGGAUGAGACAACAGACAAGGCUCAGGACGAAAAGGAGGAAGAUGAGACAAGCACCGAAGCAGUGCCAGCUAAAUCCGACAUUGUGCCACCAGUUCUCGACGCCAAGCCCUCGACAAGUCUUCCAGUGGAAGGCGGAGAGGUCUCUACCGACAAGCCGACAUCAGUCUACCUGCCGCCUGCCGGAGAGAAGGACUCCACCGAGAGCGCCGAGGAUGCAACAGAGCCAGCCAUCAAAGAGGAGCCUUCGAAGCCAGAAGAGCCCGCGACCACUCCCCUGCCCGAGGAGCAGUCCAGCAGCGUCUCGCCCAGCGCCGAGCAGCCAGCCACAGUGCCAGUUGUCAGCCGCGACGAUUUCGCAUCAGAGCAGACUACCGUUUCACCCAGUGCCGAUGAUCAGAGCUCCUCCGAAGCUCUGCCCGCCAUGGACCUGCCAGCUGUCAUUCCUGGAGAAGGUGACUGCUUGGUGGAGGGCAAGACGUAUGCCAACAACACCAUUGUGCCGGCCACCACGCCCUGCGAUGUGUCCUGCAAGUGCAUCAGCAGCCUUGUGUCCUGCCAGCAAAUGGAGUGCAAGGAGCCCGAGAACCGCGACAAAUGCGUCCUUUCUUCCGAUCUUCUUGCUGGCUGCUGCCCAACUUACAUUUGCGAGGAGAGCGAUGAGGAGGACACUACUGCCAAGCCUAUUGACAGGAUCGAUGAGGAUGAGUCGGGUGCCAGCACCGAAGAAAUACCCAAGGAUGUCAUCAUGCCCACUGGCAUUACUGAGCAGCCACUUUCCCAUGUCAAGCCCGAUGAGGAGGUUCCACAGGUGACACCCCUUCUGCCGGUGGAGCUUGAGUCUUCCACACCCAAGGCGGUCGAGAAGCCAGCUGUUGUUUCCGACGAGGACAUGGCCAAGCCCACAACAUCCACAGCCGCUCCUGAAAUUGAGGAAGAGGAACACAAGCAUAAACCCCUUGACAAAGAACCCGUGCCCAAGCCCACGGAUGAGGGUCAGAAGGAGCCACAAGGAGAAGCUGAAACUGUCGCAGCCACAGAGCAGCCGACCACAGAUGAGGCCACCAAGAAGCCGUCUCAAGAAGAUGCCACAACUCCUCCUCAAUUUGCAGAUGAUAGCCAAAAGGAGACUGGAGAUGAAUCGCCCGCCACAACCACUGCUCCCAUCACGACAGAGGAAGAGAAACCAAUCGAUGAGAAAAAACCAGCUGAAGAAGAUAAGCCCAUUGAAGGAGAGAAACCCACUGAAGAGACCCCCAGUCUUGGACCUAAAGCGCCAGUUGCCGAUUCCGAAGAAGGGACCACGGCCACCCCCGCUUUAUCCGAGGAAGACUCCUCCACAGAGUCCUCCACUGAAGUGCAUGCUCCAGAGCUCGACACGAAGCCAGAAGACGAGGAGUCGACUCCAUCUACUCAGUCACCAAAGACCGAAAAGACACCCGAGCCAUCCACCAGUGCAUCCGAUGAAGAGGAAAUCGAGGACUUGGACAAAUUCACAACAGUUGCUCCAUCGAAGGUAUCGGAUGAGAAGGAGCCAUCCACUUCUGCCGAAGAUAGUUCGGACGAUGAUGAUUCCGUUCCAGCCUCAACUGAGCGAUCGCCGAUCAAAGAAGAUGUUGACGAAAAGGCACCACCAUUGCCCACCAAAGCACCAGCCACCAAGCCAGAGUCGACUACUGAGGCUGAAACCGACAAGGAACCUGCCAAGGAUGAUGUUGCUACCACUGAACCAAGCUCUGAGGGCGAGAAGGACACCUCUGAUGAGUCAUCGACCGCGUCCGUCUCUGACCAUGGAGUCGAGAGCGACGCCACUACUACUCCAGUUCCUGCUGUUCCUGCUUCUGACGAAGAUAAGACUCCAGACAGCACAGAAAAGACCCUGCUUGGAGCCGAGCCUGAAGACGAGACUGCCACGGCUGCUCCGUCAGUUGGAGACACUUCUGACGAAGAGGCGCCCGCCACUACUGAUGUUCCUUUGAAGGAUGAAAGCGAACAGAAACCGUCUUCUGUCUCUGCUGAGAUCGAGCCUGAAUCUGAUCGUACCACUACUCCUGCUCCGGUUGAUGCCGCUAAGGAAGAUUCCGAUGAGCAAUCGACGACAACUCCCUCUUCUGACGAACGCAAGGACACAACAGCUGCUCCCUCUGAUGAAAAGACUCCCUCAGUUAGCGUUACUCCCGAGGCCGAGCACGAUGAGAAAUCAGAUGCAACUGCUGCUCCUGUUUCUGACGAAGAUCGCACUGAGAAACCCGUGGACGAAAAGGAACCACUUCCUGCAGGAGAAGAAGUAGAGAAGGAGUCCGACAUUGAGACCUCUACUGCCAGGCCCUCUGCUGCCACAUCCCCAUCGUCUGAAGAAGAAGUUGGAGACGAUAGAGUAUCUACAGACAAGACGCCAUCCCAGGAGGCAGAGGAGAAGCCCGAGGCUCCCACAACAUCUUCGGAGGAAGAGGACGACACUGCCUUUGCUGCCACGACAACUCCAGCACCCUCUGCCGCCGAUAAGGUGCCCGAAGUGCCAAAACUGCCCCAAGAAACCCCAGAGGAUGUACUACCUUCAUCCACUGAGACAUCCACAGAGCAGGAGCGUGAAUCGACUGCUGCUCCAAGCCUGGACGAUAAGGAACCUGCUGUCACCUCGGCGCCAUCUGCUGAUAUUGAUUCGGAUAUCACCACAAUUGGCCCCGUCUCUGAAGCGGAUGAGAAACCAACCGAGGAAGAGAAACCGAUCGAGGAGCAGAAGCCAAAGGAGGACGAAAAACCAACUGAAGGAGAGAAGCCAACAGAGGAGGAGCAGUCCACUGAAGCACCAGCCAAGCUGCCAACUCCAGAAGAUAAGAUUGGAAGCCAGCCCGAAGAUAAAAUCUCUGCCACAACUGCCGCUCCUGAAGAGGGAUCCACGGAAGCCAGUGAUGAAAUCGUUCCAUCAACCGAUUCGCAGGCUGAUGAGGAGACCGAAGAUAAGCAGCCUUCAUCGACUGCCCAGACACCAGGGGAAAAGACUCCCGAAACUUCAACUGAUCUGCCAUCUGAAGAUGCUGAGACUGUCACCAUCGGUGCUCCCUCCGCUGAAGAAGAUGCUUCAGUCCCAUCCGACGAGAAGAAACCUUCCACAUCCGCAGAGGCUGAGGAAAGCACCGAAGCCACCAUUGGUGUCAGCGAUGGUAAGAAGAAACUGUUUGCUGCUGAGAAACCCACAACUCCAUCGCCAUCCACCGAAGAGGAGCCUGUCACUGAUGCCCAGAAACCAGUGGAUGAGAAGGAGACGGAGGAACCAACAAAGGAAACCGACGCAUCAACCGAAGUGCCGCAGCUGGGAGAGGAAGAUAUCCCAUCAGCAACAUCUGUCCCAUCUGCUGAGGACAUCGAAAAGGAGGAAGAGGACAAGUCCGACUCCACCACUGUUGCCCCUGCCAAGCAGGAAGAUGAAGAACUCACCCCAGCCGUUACUCCUGCCGCACCCGAAACAUCCGAUAAGGAGCCCUCUGUGGACUCUACCACCGUCGUCCCCGCCAAGGAGGAAGAAGAAGAUCUCGCGGCAAGCGCUACUCCUGCCACAGGAAUCAAGGAAACAUCCGAAAAGGAGCCCUCUGUGGACUCUACUACUGUUGCGCCUGUCAAGGAGGGUGAUCAAGAUCUCACGGCAAGCGCUACUCCUGCCACAGACGCCAAGGAACCAUCCGAAAAGGAGCCCUCUGUGGACUCUACCACUGCUGUCCCUGCCAAGGAGGAUGAUGAAGAUCUCGCGGCAAGUGCUACUCCUGCUACAGACGCCAAGGAACCAUCCGAAAAGGAGCCUUCUGUGGACUCUACCACUGUUGUCCCUGCCAAGGAGGAUGAUGAAGAUCUCGCGGCAAGUGCUACUCCUGCUACAGACGCCAAGGAACCAUCCGAAAAGGAGCCCUCUGUGGAUGCGCAGGAAGUUGAGUCAGCCACAAAGCUUCCUACAGAUGCGACCGACGAACAGCCAAUCGAUGAGGCAGCUUCCCCGACAUCCGCCCCCACUGUGGACGAAUCUGAGCAAGCAACGACCACACCAGCCACUUCCAUCAAGGACGAAGCCAGCACACCAGCUGCCGACAAGGUGCCAGAGGAUGAGCUGGACGUCACCACCAUUGCCAGCCCAGCUGUGUCCGACGUUAAGCAGGAUGACACCAAGGAUACGACAGCCACCACUGUGUCACCACUCAUCGAUGAGAAGGAAGAAGCUGGCACUCCCACUGCCCAGGACGACUCCAAGACACCAAUUGAUGUCUCCACAGUAUCACCCUCUUCCGAGGCAGAGCACGACCAGACAGAAGCACCACUCGAUUCCUCAACCGCAGCUCCAGCCAUACCUGAAACUGAUUCUACUGCUGCUCCAGUCGAUGUGCCUUCUGCUGAGGAGAUCGACACGAAGCCAAUGGAAGAUGUCAUGUCCCAGACUGCCGCUCCUGCUAAAGAGGAUGACCAGACUCCAGUUACAGUCGCCCCUGUGGAUCACGAUGUUGAGCCCAGCAGCGAAGCUAGCGGGCAGCCUCCUGUCUCCGAAGAUGUGGGAGAAGAGAGUACCGAGCCAGCUAGCAGCGAUGCUGAGGAUACCACUGAUCAGUCUCCAGCUGGUGCCAAACUGAAGCCACCUACUGCCACUACAACUUCGGAGGCAACCCCAUCUGAGGCUGCCGUCACGGAAGCUGAUAUUGUGCCGGAAACCGCAUCACCCGAAUUGGAGAAAGAAGUACCCGAGAAGUCCACUGAACUGCCCCAAUCGGUUGUGCCCUCAAGCGAAGACAAGACCACGGCAGCUCCAGCUGUCAAGCCAAGCUUGGACUCCACUGAGGAAGGCGACGAGUCGGUUGAAUCCGAGGAAGUCACAGAAGCGGUCGAGAAGGAGGGCGAAGACAAGGAAUCCGAGGAGACCGAAGAUGAGGCUCACAAGAAGCCCGAAACCGAAGAGCCUGAAGUGCCCGCCGUUGUUUUAGAGAUUCCCCAGAGCACGACCACACCUUCUGCCCAGGAUGAGACAUCGGCAGAGACCUCCAGCGAGGAAGUUGCCACGGAGCAAGCAGAUAUCGCCACAAUUGUCACCACAAUGCACCCACUGUUCGCGCACCUCCCAAGCUCCACCAAGAGUCCAGUCAUUGGCGAUCGAGUGGGCGAGGAAGAAGCAGCCGAGGCUUCUACUGCCAAGCAGAGCACUGAGGCGCCAACUACCAGCAGCACAUCCUCAACGACAGCAGCCAGUCCCAUUACACACCCGCCCUACGGUCAUGCUCCCGAGUACGAAGACGAGUACGACGAUGAGGAUGUGUUCGGUCCUGGCACCUGUCGCUAUGCUGGCAAACUUUACGUUUCCGCCCAGCAAAUCCCACGUGACGAUCCUUGCGACUUCUGCUUCUGCUUCAGAAGCGACAUCAUCUGUCUGCAGCAGUCUUGCCCGCCUCCGAUUUCCGGCUGCCACGAGGAGCCCAUCUCAGGCUUCUGCUGCCCGCGCUACGAGUGCCCCGUCUCAAUGGCCGCUGUGCUCAACGUGACGACGAGCACGACAACCACCAGCACCACUCUGCCCCCGCUAUUCACAGGCUUCACCCAGAGUUCCGCUGUGAUUAACGAGGGCUGCCUCAUAGACAACCGUACAUACGAGGUUGGCCAGGUCAUCGAGUCGAAGACUGGUCCUUGCAUGCGCUGCACUUGCGGCGGCGACGGCCAGAUGCAAUGCGAUCCACAGCAGUGCAUUCCCGGUCCAACUAUGCAGCAAAUAAUGGCCACCACCGCGGCGGGCCGCAAGAGAUGAACCACCAACAGCCAUGCUCACUAAAUAUAAUUUUAACUAAUGUUUAAGCACUGCAGACAAACAAUCACAUCACAAACAGACAAACCAACCGACCCAGAAUGCACCCACGGAUCGAUCAAAAGCAAUAGAACACAAUUCGAAUAGAUCAACAAGACUAGGAACCGAACCAGAGCCAGAACAAGAAUCAGAAUCAGAACCUUAUCAGAACGUAUGUAUGUAUGUAUACCUAGUAGGUGCCAAAACUAAUGGAGGACACUGGACCGGGUGAUCAGAUCAAUAUCAGAUCGGAUCGUAUGCAAUAGGAAUAAUUUUGGUUCGCCGAUAUUCGCACACUUUCAAUUGAAUUACGCCAAUUUGUUUCGGAUUAGGUUAUGGUGACGAAGCAAACAGUGAUAUUGUACUGUAUACAUAGUAUAGGUGCAAUUAAUUUAGAACGCGCUCACUUAAAAUGAAUUACUUAUGUAUUUGUACUUGUAUUUGUAACCCCCUAGUGACAGCCCAUAGCAACCAACGUCGCGCGUGCCUUGUAAAGUCGUUCAUUGUGCCCGCCGCCAUAUACAAAUCGCUUUCAGGAGACUCUCAACACAAAGCAAAAGCUAAAGCAAAGCCCCCAACAUCCAUCCAUCAGAUAACACCCCAGAGAUAUUGUACUUCUGGCGCUCCCACACAAUCAAUGGCGUUACGAAGAGCCACGGCAUUUGGCUACUGAACAACCGUUUCUUUUUGUUUGUUUUUUAAUAGCAAUAUUGUACUUCUUUUCAAUGCGCUUUUAUAGUAUUUUAGUCACUUUAUUUUAAACAUUAUUAUUUUUUGUGUAUAAUUGUUGCUUCUAGUCUUCUUUUGUUGCAAGAACAACGAAAUCCGCCUGUAACACGCGCACAAUGAGAUCAAAUCAGAUCAGAUCAGUUGAAUUGAGUUGAGUUGAGUUGAGAAAUUGUAUCUUCUAUAAACUAUUCCAAGCUUUUAUACUUUUAUAUACAAUACGUGUAAAAUGGAGAAACGAACGAACUAGUUUUUAUAGCAAUUUUACAAACGAACCACGAAUUGCAUAGUUUUAACGGAUUGAAAUGAAUUUGUACUUCGCCUCAAUGCAUUUGCACUCCGCACUGAACACUGCACAUGCAAAUGCAUCUGUGGCAGUAACAAUGGUAGUCUACAUAGAAUUUUUUAGAUCAACUGAAGACGGAAACUAAAAUAUGGAAACAAACGAACAAACUGUCGGCUAUCGCUAUUGCUCGACUGACUGAAAA